GCAAAACAAAGCACUGUAGCUAGCUACUUAGUAUUCGUCGCGAGCUUGAGAUUCGUGUCCUUUUUGGCGUGUUCCCGAAGAAUACUAACGCUCUGGUUUCGUGCUCAUUCUCUCUGCCCGGUGUAACAGCCGAUUAAAUUCACGUCGCAGCAGCUAAAACAGAAAAAUCCUUCGGAACGGUCAGUCAUCUUUCGGAAACGGGACUCGCGUGAGCUUUGAGUUGAUCUUCUGCGGGACCGGUUUCGGUAUUGCCGUGAGAAUUCUUAUGGAUAGAUAGUCUGCCAUACUUGGCUGAUAAAUAUUGUCUAGGGAGGUGAACUUUUCUUCCCGGUGGUGAUCCGGCGUUGUCGGUUCUUCGCGUUUCGUGUGCGUGCGGUAAAAAUAGAAGACACCAUCGUCCUCCACACCUCCGUCGUGUUGUGCUGUGUUGUGUUGUGUGUUGUUUUUCUUGACGAAGAGAAGAGGUGUGACAGGAAGUUUCAAAAUUCCAAUGUGCUUUUGCUCCGGUUUUGCCGCGACUGAAUCCGAGAUUAGUGAUCUAAAGUGAUAAAAUUUGUUGAUAUCUGUUAAAGCGGUGCACUGCCGAGAGGGUUUGUGAGUGUGUUUUUGGGCAAACCGAAAAAUUGUUCCUUAUAUCUGGUGAAAGAAUUGAUUCUGUUUCAAUCGUAUUGUAGUGUGGAAGAAAAAUAUCGUUCCAAUUGGAGUCUAGCGGUGAAAGUUAUCCAAUCCGUUUGAUGCCUAUUUAGUGUGUAAAACAUCAAGAGCAGGUUGAGGAAAAAUUUGUUCCGAAAAUAAAAAAUAAAGGCCAUCAUCAAAUCAUUUGCUGAUUGCUUUUGGAGCGGAGCAAAGUGCGUGGUUUCUUGUGUUCGUUAGUAUUCAUUAGCCGUACCUUACGUGUUGUACAAGUGGACGAAAAUGGCGCCGGGUGUCUGCAUUCGCCAAUGUCAGAUGUUGCUGAAGCUCGACCUGUCCCGUUGUGGAUUAAAAACAUUCGUCGCCAGCUACCAUCAAGCUCGGCUGCAACCGCCGCAACGACAUCAUCAUCAUCAGCAGCAGCAGCAGGCUCCGUUCCGAAUCAUAUUGCCAACGGAUCCUUGGUAUCGAAUAGAAAAAGGAUAUUGCACCAGCAGCACAGUAGGACAACAAAGUACCAGCAGUGAUAGUAGUCAAGACGUGACCGUAAAGUACGUUAGAGGCCUCCCGCACAUCACCGUUCCACUGCCCAGCCGCAACGAGCGCUGCCAGUUUACGUUACGACCGGUGACGCACAGCGUCGGCAAUUUCCUAGAAAUGUUGAAGGUGGAGGACCGCGGUGUGGACCGGGCGGCGGUGCUGAACCGAGACGGGAUCCGGAUAGCGGCUUCCUGCUCGAUCGAAACACUGAUGGAGGAUGAGUUCUGGUUGCACAUAAACGACAGACAAUACUACGUAAAACCACCGAAACGAGAAAAAAUUACCUCAGAAGAACUCACCAGGCUAGGCGACGUGCAGGCCCUGGUGGCACAGCUUUACGAAGUUUUAAAUGUUAGUGAGCAUCAAAUUAGGAAAGAACGAGAUCUAACGAGCAAACUGGAGGAGCUUAACGAAAAACUAGGGCCACUUGAAAUUAAAAAAAGUGAACUCGACCAGAAAGCUGCCCGAAGAACAAGUGCUCUGACUUGGAUUGGCCUAGGUCUAAUGUCGGUACAAUUCGGUGUUCUAGCACGAUUAACCUGGUGGGAAUACUCCUGGGACAUUAUGGAGCCGGUAACGUACUUUGUCACGUAUGGCACGGCAAUGGCUGCUUACGCUUACUUCGUGCUGACCAAACAGGAAUACAUCCUACCGGAUGUUAAAGACCGUCAGCAUCUGAUCACUCUCCACAAGUCGGCAAGGAAGGCCGGCGUCAAUAUAGCCGAGUACAACGACAUCAAGCGACAGAUUGCCGAAAUCGAACACGAUCUGCGGCGGCUCCGAGACCCCCUGUACAUGCAUCUACCAGCGCCACCUCCGAAGACACCGACCUACAGUGCCACCGAAAUUGCUACGUCGAAAAAGAUGCUGCAGGAAGCAUUGGAGAACGCCAAAGGUUCCGUUGACAAGCAGGCGGUUUCAAAAAUCAGUUCCCUCCUCGAAGGAACCGGGAAUCCCUUCAGGAGUAAGAAAUAAGAGUUCCUGAACCGCUGUCGGCCUUCGUCUGACGCCCCUCUGGUCCGUUUUCCCUGCGCGUUAGUGUUUCCGUUUUUCCUCUCAGAACAGUUUUCCGUAUGUUACCGUUAGUUGUACGAGUUUCAACAUGUUAAAGUUUUCCUCCCUUCCUAUUUAAAAACAAAAACCUUUUUCACGCUCUCCUCUAUCUUCCGGUUUAAAAACAAAAAAAGAAAUGAAAACACCCGACUAAUAAUGUGACGAAUCAAUUUUUUGCGAUCAAAUUAUUGACAAGAAAAUAGGCACAAACAACCGAAUGCAACGCAAUGAUCACAAUCACCAACCCAGCUAGAACCGUUAAGACGUAAUUUCAAUCAAUCUAUUUCGAAUAGAAGCAGUUAUAAAACUAAUAAUUACAAGACAAACGUAACGCAUAAGCACAACCUUAAGAAGGUAGGAAAAUCGAAAAUCAUUAUAUAUUGUCGUCUGCAGUUGCGGCAGUACCUUACUACUGUUUCAGACUAUAUGCAUAACAAAAAAAAAAAAUUCAGAUAAAAUGAUACCCAAGAGUGGUGCCGAUAGGAGAAAUCUAAGAAAAAGGAGCAUAGUUUAGUUAGCUAACUUUAAUUUUUUUUUCGAGCAAAUGGAAAAAGACUAACACAGACCAAAUGCAAGUGUUUUCCUGUUUUUUGGUUUUCGAAAUUGUUGACGCAUUAGCUAGCUAGCGGCUUGUUAGGUAGAGCGAAAUAACGUGAAAAAUUACAAUUGGAUUAUUUGUAGUGUGCAACAAGAACAAAGAAGAAAAAAAAACAUCAACCACCGUUAAGUAUAGAUUCAAACGUGCUUCCAUUAAGUAAUGCUUUUUUUCUCAGUGGGCAAAGCAUAGUUCUAUUUUCGUGUGUGAACUUUCACCAUGCAAAAGAGUGCACUAUUUGGAAUUGUGAAAUGAUAAAUUACAGAAGUUUUUUUGCUGCGUGUAGCAUGUAAUUUAUGAGAACGGGCAGCUAACGCUGCCAUUGGUGGUUCAUGUCUGCGCUAUCACUGCAAACGCUCAUAUAUUGCGUGUGUACCCACUUUGGGAUUGCUUCACUGGUCAAAUUAUUGCAGUUUGACUGCAUGUUGCCGAAAAAAAUAGGAAGGCUUAAGCCUAUUUAUGUAUUGUGGGGCAAAAACGAGUCCGCAGGUUUCCCUACAUUUUUCAGUUUCCGAUUUAGUUGAAAUAUUCGAGUAAAUUUUUCCAUUGUUUGGUAUAACGACAUAAUUGAGCUUAAGUUUCUUAAGUUUAUGUUCUCAUCUUCGUUUUGAUGUUAUUUCGAGAAGUCUCGUAAGGAUAAAUAGUGAUGCAACAACGUUAUAAAAUGCAUAGGAGAUUUUGAUAAUUUACUUUUUUCAUAAAACGGUUUUUGGAGUUAUUCGCCGCCUUUUUGAAGCGAAGGUCAAAUAGCUAAAUCGCACAAAAUUUUUAAGGGAACAGUUUCAAAAUUAGAAUCUGAAAAUAUGAUUACCACGUCAUGUCGAGUAUUCUAAUUUGGCAGCUCAUGUGUGAAUUCUUUUACAACUUGAAUAUUUUCAUAUUGUGCCUCUAUUAUAAAUUUCGAUCAGGAGCACUCCAAAUGGCUAUUGUGCAAUGAAACGUCUAUUGUUAAUUCUGAGUUCUAAUAUACUUGCAGCUUAAAUAUUUUCACAAUGUGCCUCUAUUAUAAAAUUUCGCUCAGAAGCAAAGCAAAAGUCUAUUGUGAAUUCAGAUCUAACAUUAUCUUUCAAUUAUGUGUCAUCAGUGCCUCUAUACCGUCAUCAGUAUUGCAGAAUGAAAACCAAUCAAAAACUAAGACGGAAUUUGCAGAUAUAAUUUCGAAACGUGAAGAAUGCACAGCUAUAUGAGAACGAUAUCAACACGUCUGCCCUGGCAUGAGGUAAUUUUUUUUAUUUUAUUGCAUCAUCCAAAACGAUCGUUCAUCGUCGCUUUAAUUGUCUGAUAUGAAAAGGAUGAAUGAUAUAUUAACGGACUAACUUUGAAAGCCAGAGCCAGUCGUUCUGUUCGUAAUGCCUCUUCAUAGAAAGCAGUGAUCGUAAAUUAGUGAAUUUUGGACAGUGAAAUUCUUUACUAAUUACUGUUUUGAAACCUACAAUUUAUAUCCUACCUAAAUUUAUAUCCUAAUUAUGAAGACAACAAAAUUGAUGUCCUGAUAGUAAAGAAGCAAAAUCGAAAAGUGUGCGCUUCAGGGUGUAGUAUAUUUUUAGAUUGUUAGUUGUGUGCAAAUCGUCGUCACAGCACGUAAAUUCAGAAAGACCACGGGAAAAUCCUACUUUACAAAGUAAAUCUUUAAUAUUGGUUCUGCCUCCAUGAUUCUCCGAAGGAUUGAAACUAUCGAGCCUUUGGCAUCCCUAUAUAGAGUAACAGUGAAUGACAAUGAACUCAUGUCCUGGGCUCAAAUUAAUUUGUGCCCGCUGUCAGCAGUAAGAUAAAGAUGUAUGAAAAGAAGCGGUGAAAUGCUAUCUAGUUUACACAUAUCUUGAGAUGUUAGCCCUUGAAACAUAACGUGAUGCCAAAGGGGUGGAAACUAUCAUCAUUUGUAAGGUGAAUUAUCGAUUUUCUCCACCUUUCGAACAUUUUUCCUAGAGAAAUUUGUUAUUCUUUAACCGAAAAUGCUAUGAAUAUGUUGAAUAUACUAUCGAAUAUAAUUACAUGACUCAUGAUUAAAACUUCGGAAACCUAGAUUUUUGAAAAAAAAUACGAUGGGAAAUAUAUUUUGAAUUUCAAUAAUUAUUUAUGCUAAACGGCUCAAAACUCUGGUUUGUUCAUUUUUUUAUAAAAACAUUAAGAAACUUGUAGCACAAACGAAAUUGUUGCACACAACAUUCGUAAUAAAAUUUGAUCAAAUCUUCAUUUACUAUGGAUUUAAACCGUUGUUUUUCCGUUUCGUUUAUGAACUAGAAUCUCAUUGAAUUGUCCGGGGUUUUUUUUUCUCAGUUCAUCAAUGUAACCAUCCCAGUUGUUUGCAAUCUAGCGGUAAUCGUGUACAUUCGGAUUGUUAAUAGUUCAUACGCAUUAUUUAACCUUAAUUUUAGCUAGGCCCAGUGUACUAAUACGUGUGUAUCGUUUUCGUUACAUUUUUUCUCUAUUUCUAGCAUUGUCUCGACAAUAAAUUAUUUUCUUCAUUUAUUUUAUUUA
Messenger RNA from Wyeomyia smithii (pitcher-plant mosquito), 5299 nucleotides. It is a transcript of the gene MCU, whose product is annotated as calcium uniporter protein, mitochondrial. The coding region runs from base 916 to 2148 and encodes 410 amino acids. The record is from RefSeq and is a predicted model, not a curated record. Lineage: Eukaryota; Metazoa; Arthropoda; Insecta; Diptera; Culicidae. Gene Ontology annotation, biological process: calcium import into the mitochondrion; mitochondrial calcium ion homeostasis. Gene Ontology annotation, molecular function: uniporter activity; calcium channel activity. Gene Ontology annotation, cellular component: uniplex complex; mitochondrial inner membrane. The transcript has 7 exons.